AUGACAACCACUCUGGAAAAGACGGCGCCUCUGCCCGCCGCCAGCCACAAUCCGCCACCCGCCAAGAGGAUCUGGUACCGGACCACGCUCUUUAAUGCGUUCGUCAUUGGCGCCGUCGGUUUCCUGGCGCCGGGGCUGUGGAACGCCAUGAGCGCGCUCGGCGCCGGUGGCGGGCAGGAGCCGUUCCUGGUCAACGCGGCCAACGCGCUCGUCUUUGCGCUCAUGGGCUUCCUGUGCGUCUUUGGCGGGCCCGUGGCCAACCGCAUCGGCUUCGCCUGGACACUCUUCCUCGGCGCCGUCGGCUACCCCGUCUACUCGGCUGGGCUGUACGCCAACAAUCGCUACGGCAACGUCUGGUUGGUGCUCGUUGGCGCCGCGCUCUGCGGCAUCUCGGCCGGGCUGUUCUGGGCCGCCGAGGGCGCCGUGGCGCUCGGCUACCCGGAAGCCUCCAAGCGCGGCCGCUACCUCAACAUCUGGCUGUGGUUCCGCACCGGCGGCCCGCUCGUGGGCGGGCUCGUCGUCCUGAUCCUCAACAACAACGCCGCGGCCAAGCGCAAGGGCAGCAUCAACCCCAAGACGUACCUCAUCUUCAUCGCGCUGCAGUGCGUCGCUGCGCCGAUUGCGCUGCUGCUGACCAAGCCGGAGAAGGUGCAGCGAGGCGACGGCACCAAGGUCGUGGUGGACACGGAAAACAGCUUCAAGUAUGAGUUCUCGUCCCUGUGGAGGCUGUCCAAGCGCAGGGACAUUCUGCUGCUGCUCCCCAUCUUCUGGGCGGCCUACUUCAACCAAUAUUCGGGCAACUUCCAGACGUAUUACUUUGGCGUGCGGGCGCGUGCCCUGAUUGGCUUCGUCAGCAACUUCAGCACGCUCUUCUCGUCGCAGGUGAUGAGCAUGUUUCUCGAUUGGAAGCGGUUCCCCGUGAAGCGCCGUCUGGAGAUUUCCUUCUGGUACAUUGUCGUCUGCCACGUGGCGGCUUGGAUCUAUGCCUGGGUGAUUCAGGAAAAGUACACAGCCAACCCUCCUGCGCUGGACUGGGCCGAUUCUGGGUUUGCCGAGGGCUUCUUUGUUCUUGUGCUGUGGGAGUGGUCGCGCCAGUCCUUGCAGACCUGGAUGUACUACUUUGUCGCGACAAAGAGCAACAGCGUGUCGGAGCUCAGUCGUCUUUCCGGCAUCCUGCGCGGACAGGAGUCUUUUGCACAGGCCAUCAGUUUCGGUCUAAACACGCGAAAAUGGCACGGAGGCAGGGUACCCCUGGCCGUGAACACCAUUCUUCUAGGUAUUGCAUCGGUGCCGACAUACAUUGCGCUCAAAGAAAAUGUUCCAGUUGUCGGGAAGGACGAAACGGGCGAUUCGAGUGACGAAGGAGUCACUUUGGAGACUGUCGCUAUUGGCAAUGAUAAAUCGCAGAACCCUGUUUAG
Messenger RNA from Cordyceps militaris CM01, 1419 nucleotides. RefSeq names its product Major facilitator superfamily transporter. Bases 1 to 1419 code for a protein of 472 amino acids. The record is from RefSeq and is a predicted model, not a curated record. The transcript has 2 exons. NCBI's taxonomy places the organism in Eukaryota, Fungi, Ascomycota, Sordariomycetes, Hypocreales, Cordycipitaceae.